Messenger RNA from Cebus imitator (Panamanian white-faced capuchin), 2719 nucleotides. It is a transcript of the gene ZNF891, whose product is annotated as zinc finger protein 891. The record is from RefSeq and is a predicted model, not a curated record. Gene Ontology annotation, molecular function: DNA-binding transcription repressor activity, RNA polymerase II-specific. Gene Ontology annotation, biological process: negative regulation of transcription by RNA polymerase II. NCBI's taxonomy places the organism in Eukaryota, Metazoa, Chordata, Mammalia, Primates, Cebidae. The transcript is spliced from 2 exons. The coding region runs from base 327 to 1958 and encodes 543 amino acids.
CCCCUGGCCCGUCAAGCGCGCGCCGUGGGUCCCUCGAGCCGGCAACCCCUCACUGGCGUCCCAACGGACCCUCCGUGCCAGAGCCUGCGGGACUUCAGCCUUGACAGCACCGCCCAGGCUCCUCCGCGGGGCGGCGCGCGGGCUCCUGGGAAAUGUAGUCCGGCCCCGCGUCUCCCUCAGUCCAGACCGCCGACACCUGGAGGCAGGCGGAGAUGACCGGGAGAACUCCUGGUGAAAAUGCAUCCCUCCUGUGACUGAAUUGGAGAAACAAGAAUAGAAACAUACUGAUCUCUCUAUUCUUUUGCAUAGGCUUAUGUACUCACAAAAUGGCAGUUAUUGACCUAUCCUCCACAUGGGCUUUGCCUAAACAGGACUCUGCUUAUUUCCAUCUGAGAAAUGCUGAAGAGGAAAGGAUGAUUGCUAUAUUUCUGACAACCUGGUUACAGGAACCAAUGACCUUCAAAGAUGUAGCUAUAGAGUUCACUCAGGAGGAGUGGAUAAUGCUGGAUUCUGCUCAAAGAAGUCUAUACAAAGAUGUGAUGUUGGAAAACUAUCAAAAUCUCACCUCCGUGGAAUAUCAAUUGUGCAAGCUUACUGUGAUCUCACCAUUGCAUCAAAAAGAGAUAAGGAAUAUGAAAAAGAGAAAUCUCCAAGGCCUCUGUCCAGAUCAGAAGAUUCAACCUAAAACUAAGGAAUCAACUAUGCAGAAUAUUUUGGGAGAGGAACAAUUCAAUGCAGUGAACAUAAAAUUUACAAUGGAUAAUUGGUCCUCCACAUUAAGAGAUGACUGGGAGUGCCAUAAGAUCAGAAAACAGCGUAAGAUUCCUGGGGGACAUUGGAGGCACAUGACAUAUGCCCCAAAGGAAACAGUAUCUCAGAAGCUAUUCUGUGGCUAUCAUGAAUUAGAGGAAAACUCUAAACAUAGAUCAAAACUUAUUUUUUCACCAAGCAUUUUCACCAGUAAACAUUGUCAAAAUUGUUACUCAGAGAUUGGAUGUUUGAAAUACAAUUCAAUCAUAAACAAUUAUGUGAAAAACUCUGUAAGUGAGAAGCUCUGUAAGAGUCGUGAAUAUGAUACAAAGCUAUGGCAUCUUCAGAGAAAUCAAACAGUACAAAAAGAGUACAUAUAUUCUAAACGUGGAAUGCACUUCAAGCAUAAUAUAUUUACUAUACCUAACAAUUUGCAUGUGGCACAGAAUUCUUGUGAAUGUAGUAAAAACAAAACCCUGUGUUAUGAAUCAUCCCUUAAGAAACAAGGGCAAACUCAUACAGAAAAGAAACAUGAAUGUAAUCAAUGUGGAAAAGCCUUCAAAAGGAUUUCUAAUCUUAUUUUACGCAAGAAAAGUCACAUGGGUGAGAAACAAUACGAAUGUAAAGAAUGCAGUAAAGUGUUCAGUGAUUCCUCAACUUUAAGGAGACAUUUAAGAACACACACUGGAGAGAAACCCUAUGAAUGUAAUCAGUGUGGAAAAGCUUUCAGUCAAAAAACAUCCCUUAAUGCUCAUGUGAGAACUCACACUGGAGAGAAACCUUAUGAAUGUAAUCAGUGUGGAAAAUCCUUUGGCACAAGCUCCUACCUUAUAGUGCACAAGAGAAUACACACUGGAGAAAAACUCUAUGAAUGCAGUGAGUGCGGAAAAGCCUUCAACACGAGCUCUCACCUUAAAGUUCAUAAGAAAAUUCACACCGGAGAGAAUCUUUAUAAAUGCAGUGACUGUGGGAAAGUUUUCAGUGGACUCUCAUCCCUUAGAAUGCACGUAAGAACUCACACCGGAGAGAAGCCCUAUGAAUGUAAGGAAUGUAGGAAAGCCUUCAGUGUUUCAUCUUCCCUUAGGAGACAUGUGAGAGUUCACACUGGAGAGAAACCCUAUGAAUGUAUCCAAUGCGGAAAAGCGUUCAGUCAGAGCUCUUCACUUAUUAUACACAAAAGAAUUCAUACUGGGAGAGAAAUCCUAUAAGUGUUAGGAAUGUGGAAUUGCUCUUUUCAUUGUCUUAAGGUAGAUUCCAAUCUCCUUGUCUUAGUCUUUGUUCUCUAGAAUAACCAUUUAAAGUUAUAAAUCUUUCAUAAUAUAAUACCUUGUUCUAUAAAUACUAUCUAAUGACUUUUUUGAUCCAUGGCUAUCUAGAAUUAGGUAUUUUUAGUAUAUGAGCUAUGUAUAUUUUCAGUUAUCUUUUUAUUGUUGGUUUCUAAGUUAAUUCUAUCAUUUCUGGAGCAUCUGGACUAUAUUUUACUGCUUUGUUGGUGUUUUUGUGAAAGUUGUUGUAUGGCCCUAUGAGGCUGCUCUUGCUAGCAGCCAACCAAACACUGAGCUCAUCUUUCCUUACUAAUGAAUUCCAUUUUAGUCAAGAACAACAAGAUCUCUGGUUAUAGAAUUCUUUGACUUCUUGUAGCCUAGGGUAGCCAUGUCAUUCAUUCCUGCUGAUUCAAAAAUAGACUGAUAUCACUGGGAACAGAACUAUCUUGUCCUCUACUUUUUGCACUUUACCUUUUUCCCUAUGAAUUUGCCAUUCCUAGAGCUGCUGAAAGAGCUGUCUAGUGGCCAUGAGAGUGACAACUGUGGCCUAAGGAUGAAGUAGAAGAAAGAGAACCUUGUUCUUCAAAGAAACCUUUAAAUAGUUGUACCAGCCCUGCAUUGCUUUCUCCCAUAGAAAUGUAUCGGACAUGUUUCUAUGGGAGAAAAAUAUAUUAAUUGAUAUUUUUCUUUUUUUUCAGUUUUUC